AUGCUCUGGGGCGUGGAAAGAGGCUUCUUAAAGGUGAUGUUUGCCCGAAGCCACACUCGUCGUCGGAGUGGCAGUAAGCUGCUCGAGUGGAAGAAUCAGCACGCAAAAGGUUACGCAAAACAUCGAUAUGGGCCUGUCUGGGGUCGGUGUCUGGCUUGUUUCGCAAAGGCCACUGUUGAAAGACUCGUAAGACUCGAGCAUGAUGUUAUUGGGGGCGAAGAUGCGGAUCUCGUGGCUUUCAAGCUGUCAUUAGCAGGAGAGCUAUCGAUGGUCGCUGUGGCAGUAAGUACCUGUGGGAGACUAGAAGGAAUUGAAGCUCUAGAAUGCUUCUUGCUGACGUUGAGAAUGAAGGGCGCUUUGAUUGCCCAAAUCGCAGAGAUAGGUUUCUCCCUUCCCAACAAUCUCGACAUACAUUGGAUCGUGCGCGCAUUCUUCGUUUGCGGCCUGGUCAUGGGCUUGUUGUCUGUCUAUUUCUCCGUCAUUCAGCAGCGAACACUAGGAAAACUACACAAACCCUCGCAAGUGAGGGUCUGGCUUCUGGCAAAUAGCAGUACCGACGCUAUUGCAGGGGGGACAGAGUCUGAAAGUGCCAGACACGAAGCUUCUUUUGCGACUGCUUUUUUGACGCAACUCCCGUACACAACGAUAGAAUAUGGGGUCAUCUUCCUGGUCAUUGGGAUUGCGUUGUACUUAGGAUUAUCGUGGCAGAAGCAGAUUGACAAGCAGAACGGAGAAGAUGGGGAUCGCAACGUGCUCAUCAUGUACGUCGCCGUUACCGGAGUGGCUAUUCUGCAGUGGGCGUGGGCUCUCUACAGUAAAUCGAUAUGGAUGGAUCAUAACAUCAUGCCAAAUGACCAUGAGCAAGGCGGUGAACAACUGACCCAUGUUGCGCAUCCUCCACCACAUCCAAGGCUCGAAAGCAGGAAACACGCCUCAGACACUCAGCUUGAGCUCGGGUCGAUGAGCUCGGAGUCAUCGAACACUCUGGCUGAAGUCCUACGGCAAGCUGCUGAGAUUCAUCGACAGUGUGCAGAGAAAGACAUACUUGUAGCUGAGAAGUACGAGCGAGGCGCUGCUCACAAGAGAUCCCUGUAG
Messenger RNA from Bacidia gigantensis, 1095 nucleotides. RefSeq lists its product as uncharacterized. NCBI's taxonomy places the organism in Eukaryota, Fungi, Ascomycota, Lecanoromycetes, Lecanorales, Ramalinaceae. The transcript is spliced from 2 exons. Bases 1 to 1095 code for a protein of 364 amino acids. The record is from RefSeq and is a predicted model, not a curated record.